CAUUUUCACAGUUUUUAUUUGACAAUCGAGAAAAGAAGGAAAAAAUUUUAUUUUUUCAGUUCGUGCGCAAACUAAAAAAAUAAUUUAAAGAAAAAAUUGUAAAAUUUACUUUUAACUUCUCAAAUAUUAAGUCAAACAAAGUACAUGUAUUGUAAACAUACAUUUUCAAAAUAAAUUUACCAAAAAAAAAAAAAAUACAUAGAAAAAAUCGCCAUGACGGUGACCAAUGGCGGUGGCAGUAGUGCAAAUAGACCGCGUUGUUUCUUUGACAUAUCACUUGGUGGUCUACCAGUGGGUCGUAUAGUUUUUGAACUUUAUAACGAUUUGGCACCAAAGACCGCUGAAAAUUUUCGUGCAUUGUGUACGGGUGAAAAGGGCACGGGCCUGGUGACGGGAAAGCAAUUGCACUACAAAAAUGUCAUAUUUCAUCGUGUUGUCAAAGAUUUUAUGAUACAGUCUGGUGAUUUUUCAGCUGGCAAUGGCACUGGUGGCGAAUCUAUUUAUGGUGGUACAUUUGAGGAUGAAAGUUUUGAUAUAAAACAUGAUCGUCCUUUUUUACUUUCCAUGGCAAAUCGUGGUAAAAACACCAAUGGCUCCCAGUUCUUUAUUACUACACAACCUGCUCCACAUUUGGACAAUGUUCAUGUUGUUUUCGGUGAAGUUUUAUCGGGUCAAGAUUUAAUACGCCAAUUAGAAGAUUUGCCAGUCGAUCGUAAUUCACGUCCUUUACAAGAUGCUGUUAUCAGUAAUUGUGGUGAAUUAGUGCGCCAGGUUAAGGUUAAAAAAGACAAGAAGAAAAAGAAACGGGCUGCUACCGUUUCUUCUAGUGAGAAUGAUUCUGUUAGCGAUUCUGAGACUGAAAAACGUAGCAAGCGCAAGGAGAAAAAAAAGAAAAAGAAACGUUCCAAGUCGAGUGACAAGGAAAAAUCUGAUUCGGAAAAAGAGCUUGAAGAAGGAGAAGCUACUGGAGACGAUGAAGAAGGUGAAAUACAUCCUUUAGUGACAGUUACAAAAAUUGAUCCAGAUGAAAUUCCAGAAGUUUCUAAUAAAUUUUUAAUGCGUGAUGAUCGUUCUAAAAGAUCACAAGAUAAAGAGGAUGGUCGUGAGGCUUCACGUGACCAUCAGGAAAAGAAUGAUGGACGCAGUUCUUUUGGUUGGUCCAAGAAAAAGGUACCAACAUCACGCAGCGGUCGCAUUAUAAAAGGCAGAGGUGUUUUCCGUUUUCGCACUCCAUCUCGUUCACGCUCUCGUAGUACUACGCCGCCUCAUUGGAAGCGCGCACAAAACCGUACUAUAAAAAUGUCAGACUUGGAGCGUAUCGAAGAGGAGAAGAAAAUGCGUGAGGAGGAAAUAAGGAGGCGUGAAAUAGAGCGUAAGAAACGUCACGAAGAAGCAGCCAAAAAUCCCAAGAAAUCAUUUUUUGAAUUGUCUCAUGGAGACAAAGAUGUUGAAGGUGCUGAGUCUCCUGAGCGUAAUGUGUCUAGACGUCAGCAUGAUGACAAGCAAGAUGAAAAGAAUAGGACUAAAGAACGCGGUGCACGCAGUGAUGAACGUGAAAAAGAAAGAGAGCGUGCAAAGGAUAAGGAAAGUGUAAGAAGUCGUAAAGACUCCAAGGGAGAAAAAGAAAAAAUAGAACAGUCCCGUGUGCAGGAACGUAAAAAAACACCCGAACGUAAAAAGUCAGUUGAUCUGAAUGCCUUAGACUAUGAACAUCAACCUGAUAGCGAAAACGAACUAGAUAACACAGCUGAUCUAGAUGAGUCCUUAAACAAGAGAGCACGUACUACUUCGUCAACGUUUGCAAAAGAUAAUCAAAAGACUUUAUCAUCUUCAAAUAAUGAACGUAAGACAGAACGUUCUGAAAAAGAAAGAAGCCGUAAGGAUAGUUCGACAAGGGAAAAAGAACGAGAAAGGGAAAAGGAAAGAGAAAGAACAAAAGAAAAGGAAAAGGACAAGACGGCUAAAAAAGCUCGUAAUUCACGUUCUCGCUCUAAGUCACGUUCGAAAUCUAGAGAACGAUCACGCAGUAAAUCUCGUUCUAAUUCCAGAUCCCCUUCACGUUCAAAACGUCGCCGUUCUCCCUUCCGCAAUGACCGUCGUAUGCCCAUGCGUCGUCAAGGUUUCCGUUCGCCCUUACGUCGCAACAAUUUUCGUGGUCGCAGAGGAAAUCCAUUUGGUGAUCGACGACGUCGUUCUCGUUCUGGUGAUCGUUUCCGCAACCGUUAUCCACUUUCACCUCUCCGAAGACAUUCACCACAAGAGCGUAGGCGAUCAAGGGAUCGUCGCGAUCAAUCAAGAAGUCGCUCUCGAUCACGUUCGGCUGGACGUGGUCAACGUGAUCGUGGCAGAAUUGUAGGUGGAGGUGAUAGAGAUAGACGAGAUCGUAGUCGUGAUCGGCGUUCUAGGUCAAAAUCUAAAUCACGAACGCCUUCACGCAAUCAACGCCGUGGAAAUCGUUCUAGGUCACGAUCACCUAAACGUUCUCGUUCUACAGAGCGACGUCAAAGAAAAUCUAGUGAUCGUCACUCCUCACCAAAGAAAUCGAAUGAACAAAACACAUCCGCCUCUAGUGGCAGUAUGACCGAAGAAAAAGCUGCCCGUGAAAAACAACAGAAACGUGCCGAAGCUCUGCUGAUGUUUAAAGAUCACAUGCGCAAAGAGAUUGCCAAAGAGGAGGAAAAACGCGCCGAGAGGCAACGUAUUGAAGAUUUGGAAAAAGAAAAAACUGCUAGAGAAUUGGAACAGCUAGAACGUUUAAAGCAAGAAACACUCAAAAAAUUAGAGGAACAUGAGAAACUUAAGAAACUAACAGUUAUAGCAGCAGUGGCAGCCGCUGUUAGCUCUACCAACGAUGACAAAGAUGAAAAAUCGCGCGAUAAGAAAAAGAAACGUAAGAAAUCCAAGAAACAUGCGCGAUCUUCUUCAGCUUCCGACUCUGAUUGAGUACUUUGGCCAUUUCUAAAGCAAUUUUCUAACUCUUUACUUACGAGUUAUAUUUUCAGGCAUGUAUAAAGGUGUUUUUAUAUAAAAAUUUAACAGAAUUAAUUGUAUCGUUGUGUGAAUACAAAACUAUUAAUGAAUGUAUGAAUUAAAUAAAUUUUAUUAUAUUUUCAUCUCAA
Molecule: messenger RNA, 3119 nt
Organism: Lucilia cuprina (Australian sheep blowfly)
Lineage: Eukaryota; Metazoa; Arthropoda; Insecta; Diptera; Calliphoridae
Gene: Moca-cyp
Product: peptidyl-prolyl cis-trans isomerase G
Exons: 8
Coding region: 214-2943 (909 amino acids)
Biological process (GO): protein peptidyl-prolyl isomerization
Cellular component (GO): intracellular membrane-bounded organelle
Molecular function (GO): peptidyl-prolyl cis-trans isomerase activity
Source: RefSeq, a predicted model, not a curated record